GUAAAUAAAAAUUGCUGAAUUUGCUAGUGGUGUGGAAUUAUCUGUUUUCAUCACGUUUAUUCACGAUUAUCUAAAAAACUUCAUUAAUUUUAUAAUUGUGCUUUUCAUUUAUUAUCAAAUAAACCUUCCAAUUGAGCUCUUCACAUCGAAAUGCAACGUUAUACAUUAGAUCUAAGUGAAUUCUACUCGGAUCACCGGCAGAAAAUUUUUGUCGGCAAGCGUGGUGCUUGGAAACGCAUAGGCAGUUUACUAGAGCAUGUUCGUUACGCCUUCCAGCUGCCGGAAAUUUAUUUUACGAAUCAAGACGACGUGUUGUUUCCGGAAAUUGAAGACCUGGAUGUGAUACUGGAGUCUGAUCUGAUAAAAGUACGCAAGAUUUCGAACAGUUACAGUAAUGCUCACAUUGUUCGUUCACCUUCAAAAUCCUUAACCGUCGAACCACGUGCUUUCCAACAGAACGGUAACGGAAAACACAAGCUCGAAUCAUCCGCUGAUUCUAGUUCGGAAUCGGACGCAGAUGAUAGCCUGCCCAAAAUAUUCACAGGUCUCAAAAGUCGACUUAAAAACAAUGAAACGCACCAAGAGCUGCUAAAACCCAAACGAAAAAGAAUUCGCAAACGAAAGUCCAAGAAGAAGGACGAAGAUGCACCACCUCCAAAGGUAAUUGUUAAAACAUACGGAAGAACUAAAAUGCCGGCAAUCGUUGCCGAUGAUGGUGUUGAGAAAAAACAUAUACGAUUUAACGAAGAUGAUCCCACCGAGAAGGCUGAGUGCAUUGAAGAACCUUACAGAAAUCUUAACAAAAGCAUUGCACCUCGUAUCGUGAAAGCUUCCCAACAAACAUCUCACACUAUUUGCAACAACGAUGCUCCGACUGUUCCUGAAUACAAAGACUCACCUAUAAUUGGGUUGCAAGAUGCGGUCUGUAUAAGCAAAAGAAACAAAAGUCAACGCCAACCACGUAAAUCGCUUGAAAUCAAACAAGAGUUAAUUACAGCGAGUACGCCAAUACCUACCGUCGCCAGUAACGGAGAAGUGGACCAUCAUAAGGAAAAAUUUAUUAUCAGUUACAGCGGUAUCGAAUUUUGGAGCAGCUUACAGGAAGUUUUGCCGAAUUUCCCGUUGAUUGAAAUUCCCAGUGAAAACGAUAUCAUCACCUUUCGGUACCGUGAUGUUGAUUAUCUCGCUUUCGUGGAACGUGCAGACGAUGGAGAAAACGAUGCAUCACCUGCGCUAAAAUUGACGUUGCGUCGAUUGAAUACAGAUAAUAGCGAGCACAUAACUGUAACCUUGGAUUAUUUGACGGAAAUGCGGCUCGUUGCUACUUAUCAGGGCUUUUCGUCACGAAGUUGCAGACCCCCUCAUUAUCUAGAUAAUAACGUAGCUUUAUAACAACCUGUUCUCCAGAACGAGCGGCCCAAACAGUGUAUGUACUUCAGAGGAGCGGCUGAAGUAAAAAAAUGCGAUGUCUCGUCAGCUACGGCUUUUCGUGGGUAUCACCAUAGUACGCAACUACCCAUGUGCAGACGUUGACUCGGACCACUACUAAGUAGCGAUUUGUAUGUGCUUAAAACUGUCGAUUGUCUAUCAGUCACGACUGAGCCAAUCCCCGCAGCUCAAGAUCAAGCAGCUAAGGAAGCCGCAAGCUGCCGAAGUCUACGCGCAACAGUUUGAAGCGGCACUACCCACGAUAGAGAAAUUCGGUGCAGCUUCUCUCGAAGAAAGUUGGACCAUGAUCCGCACGGCCAUCAGGGAAUCCGCGACGACGACACAUGAUGGGGAAUGCGAGGCAGCGGUGACAGAGAAAAGCCGAACCUCAGCUAAUUGCGUGAGGGUAAGGACAAGAGAGAACCUGGUCAAAUACAGCAGCAGGAGGAUCGUGACCAUAAAGAGCUAUUCACUGCUAAUGAUAUGCGGAAGUUUCACGAAAAGAUUAACCAAUCCCGUAAAGGCUAUGUGCCGCGAGCCGACUUUUGCAAGGAUGUGGAAGGUAAUAUCAUCACGAACGAUAGUGAGGUGGUCGCCAGGUGGAAGCAGCACUUCGAUGAACAUCUGAAUGGCGAUGCAACAAACAGAGGUGGAACUGGCACAGACCUGGGAGUGCCAGCAGUAGAUGACCGGGUAUCAGACCCGGACCUCCGUCCACGAAAUUCAGCGGGAGAUUGGGAGUUUAAAGGACAACAAAGCCACUGGCAAGAUGGUCUGCCCGGUGAGCUCUACAAACAUGGUAAAGAAACACUUGCUAGAGCACUGUACUGGGAAGAGGAAAAAUCUGCGAAAGUGGAUGGAGAGAGCCGUCUGCCCUAUCUAUAAGAAGGGCGACAAGCUGAAGUGCUGCAUCUAUCGUAGCAUUACGCUCAUCAACGCUGCUUAUAAAAUACUCUCCCAAGCUCUGUUGCAACGUCUAACACCUUUAACCAGGAGGUCCGUGGGGCAGUACCAGACGGGUUUCAUGAGGGCCCGCGCAACCACGGACCAGAUGAUUUUAAUGCGUGAGUACAACGUGUGCACGCAUCACAUUUUCAUCGACUUCAAGGCAACCUACACACCACAUUUAUUUGUUGAGGACUCAACAGAUGAUUAAUAGAGUGAAAUAUUCUACAAGUUUUCGGCAGAAUUUUCAAGAACUUAGGCAAACAAAAAGUCAUUACUUGCUGGUUUACGGUAGAUCGAUAAAAUUGCUGGAUUUUCGUCGAAAUAUAUUGCUGACAUUCGCAAAAAAAUUGCCGAGCUCGAUCAGCUGUUUGGAAAUUUGCCGAGAUGAAUUAAGUGUGUACGAUAUAGUUGAUCUAGAACAGCUAUGGCAGGUCAUGCACUAGAACGAGGAUAUUUAUUCCGAUAAACUGACGCGGCCGAUCAAGGCUCUUAUGAAUCAUGUGAUGUGUUACGUGCGUGUUUCGGGGAUAUUCUCGAGUCUUUUCUAGCUAUACCGAGGAUUGAAACAAGGUGAAAGAUUUUCUUGUUUGCUUUUUAACAUCGCCCUCGAAAGUAAUAAGUGGUACGACUUUCACGAAGCAAGUUCAGCUUGAAGGCUUCGCUAAUGACUUCGACAUCAUAGCACGAAACUUUGUGACGGUAGAGGAAACCUAGCUGUGUAUUAGACUGCUGAUCAAUGCGUCAAGAACAAAGUAUAUGAACGGAAGAAGCUCCAAAGAGAACAAUGUUAGUUUUCCACCCUGAAUCAUCGUAGACCAGAAGCCAGAAUAGAGACGACUUCUUGAUACAGAACGAGCCUGCUAGGCCCGGCCCGGCCUCGAUGUUUGGAAAUCUUCGAACGAAGUUGCACAACCGUGCCCAAAUAUACCGUAACAACCUCCUGUGG
Wyeomyia smithii (pitcher-plant mosquito) is the source of this 3322-nucleotide messenger RNA. RefSeq lists its product as uncharacterized. The coding region runs from base 151 to 1392 and encodes 413 amino acids. Lineage: Eukaryota; Metazoa; Arthropoda; Insecta; Diptera; Culicidae. The transcript has 3 exons. The record is from RefSeq and is a predicted model, not a curated record.